Messenger RNA from Parascedosporium putredinis, 507 nucleotides. The record is from the annotation of a GenBank genome assembly. NCBI's taxonomy places the organism in Eukaryota, Fungi, Ascomycota, Sordariomycetes, Microascales, Microascaceae.
AUGUCACGCGACGGGACGUGGAUGAUGCACGUCUACGACGCGCUCGUCAACUACGACGACUACGUACCCCCGUCCUCGCGGCCCGCGGGCCUCGCCCCAGCCCCACCACCCCGGACCCAGCUCCCGCCGCUAACCCCCUACGGCUCCUGCACCACCGCCGCCGUCACCGCCUCGCCCUCCCCGCCUACCUCCCACUACUACGACGCCGCCAAGCACGCCACCCAGCCCGCGCGUGCUAGCGCUCGGCCCCGCACCUGCUCGUGCUGUAGCACGACGGCUCAUCAGGAUCCCUCGCCGGCCGCGGACCACAUGCUACCCAGAGCUAAGCAGCUGGGCAGGACGCAGGACGGCAAGGAGAACAUUCACAUAUUAACUAUCCCUAAUCGAAAGAAGCAGCGGGCUGCGGCGAGAGCGUCUCGGCGCGAACAAUGUCGGAGACUGCGAUCGGCACCUGACUAUGGUGAAGAUGCGGAUGACGAGGAUGACGGAAUUAAGCGGGAACGGUAA